Molecule: messenger RNA, 696 nt
Organism: Nannospalax galili (Upper Galilee mountains blind mole rat)
Lineage: Eukaryota; Metazoa; Chordata; Mammalia; Rodentia; Spalacidae
Gene: Il22ra2
Product: interleukin 22 receptor subunit alpha 2
Exons: 5
Coding region: 1-696 (231 amino acids)
Molecular function (GO): protein binding; interleukin-22 receptor activity
Source: RefSeq, a predicted model, not a curated record
AUGAUGCCCAAACUUUGCUUCCUAGGCCUCCUCAUCAAGUUCUUCUUGACCAGUGGAGGAGAGACUCAGCCAACCCAUGAAUCGCUGAAACCCCAAAAGGUCCGAUUUCAGUCCAGAAAUUUCCACAAUAUUUUGCGCUGGCAGCCUGGGAUCAUGCUCGCUGGAAACAGCAGCAUCUACUUUGUGCAGUAUAAGAUGUAUGGACAGCCACAAUGGAAAAAUAAGCAGGAAUGUUGGGGGACACCAGCACUCUAUUGUGACCUUACCAAUGAAACCUCAGACCUGCGGGAGCCUUACUACGGGAGGGUGAAAGCAGUAUUGGCUAGAACCAACUCUGACUGGGUCAUGACUCCACGCUUCACCCCAUGGUGGGAAACACAAAUAGAUCCUCCAGCUGUGACUGUAACCAGAGUUAAUGCAUCUUUGCUGGUGGUUCUCCACGCUCCAGAUUUGCCAUAUAGAGGCCAAAAUGGAAGCAAUGAAUCUAUGGAAAAUUACUAUGACUUAGUAUACCGAGUUUUCAAAAUUAACAAGUCGGUAGGAAAGGAGCAGAAAGUAUAUGAAGGGGCUCAGAGAGUUGUUGAAACUGAAGUUCUGACACCUCGCUCCAGCUAUUGUGUAGUGGCUGAAAUAUACCGUCCCAUUUUAGACAAAAGAAGCCAGAGAAGUAAAGAGAAAUGUGUGCAGAUUCCAUGA